AUGACGUUACGGGUCGAAGUGUCCGGGGACAAAAUCGCGAAUAUAGAUUCAUGCAAGUACAACAAAACUUACUGCACAGAUAUUGAUACAACUGAAACGAAGUUAAGUCGAAGAUUAAAAGAAUUCAUAAAAGACACAUGGGCGAUAAGAAGGAACAUAACAGUAGAACCGUACGUUCUUUGUUACGUUUUACCAAGUGUUCUUACAGGAUUAGCUGUACAGAAUCUGGCUUUAGAGAAAUCAUGUCUUGUAAAUCUCCAGUACGACCAGCAUACCUGCACUCAUAUAAUGCAGGGACGAACUCAGAAUUAUACAGAGCAAGAGAAAAAUGUUCAGAGAAUGGUAGCAACUGUGACUGCCUGGUGCUUUCCUGUACAAACUGCUCUACCUGGCUUAUUAAACCUUUUUGUGGGUGCGUGGAGCGAUCGCACCGGAGACCGAAAAACCUUUAUGGUAUUGCCUAUAUUGGGAAAGUUAAUAUCAGUUUUUGGGAUAAUACUGAGUACAGUUUUCUUCUUCAGUGUUGGUGUGAAUGAGACUGCCCUGAUCGAUGGUCUUCCGCCUGCACUAGCUGGAGGCCGUGUCGCCAUGACAAUGACAGCGUACAGCUACAUUACGGACAUUACGAGUGAAUCCGAACGGACUCAUCGUUUAGGUAUCAUAACGGCCAUAUUGACUCUAGCUAGGCCCGUAGGCUUGGCUCUUAGUGGGAUAAUGACAAAUCGUUUCGGCUAUUAUGGUGUUUUUUCAACUGCGUGCGUUUUAUAUCUGACUGGGUUUAUUUACAUUAUCUUGAGAUUGAAACAAAUGCCGAAAAAGUCAAUUGAUAAUAAAAAUUCAGACACAAUAUUGUCGAUGUUUUCGAUUCGGGACUUGAGCGCGUCAGUGAAUGUUGUCUUCAAAUCUCGCCAGGGUUCUCGGCGUUUACAAAUCGUACUAAUCAUGUUGGCAUACAUGUUCAUCGUUGGACCACUCAUAGGUGAGUCGCAGAUGACCUACUGGUUUACACGUUACAAGUUCAAAUUCACCGAAGUGGACUACAGCUUGUUCCUCACGUACUCCGUCCUUAUCGGCAGUGUUGGUUCCUUCACCACACUUUACGUGUUCAGCAAAAGAUGGAACAUAGAAGACAGUAUCAUCGGGGUGUUCGCAUGUCUGAGUAGAAUUGCGGCAAGUGUGGCAUACGCGAUGGCUCCAAACCGCACCGUGUACUUCCUGGGUCCAAUUCUGGACAUGUUUAGUUCUGCUGGCGCUACUUCCUUGAGAUCGAUUGCUUCGAAAUUAGUUAAAGCGGAUGAAGUUGGUAAAAUGAGCUCUCUAAUAAGCAUAUCAGAAGCUCUAGUACCUGUCAUCUACUCCCCCGUGUAUAGUAAAGUUUAUCUCAGCACUUUGUCUACGCUUGCCGGCGCAUUUUACCUCAUCAGCGCGGCGUUGGCUGUACCAGCGAUUGGAAUAUUUUUAACACUGUUCAUCCUGCGACGAAAUGAGGUCAUCGAAGACUGCCAAGCAAAUGAACUAAAGGCUAACGAGAACGAAGUUACACGUUUCUAA
Molecule: messenger RNA, 1551 nt
Organism: Parnassius mnemosyne (clouded apollo)
Lineage: Eukaryota; Metazoa; Arthropoda; Insecta; Lepidoptera; Papilionidae
Source: the annotation of a GenBank genome assembly